UUUCGGUUUCCAUAUAUAAACAGAAGAAAGUUUUGAGUCUCCAAAAGCAGAAAAAUGGUGAAAAUGAAUACCAAAGAAACACUUGUUUUACUCUUUGCAUCUUUCUUGUUCCUAUCUUGUGGCUAUGCACAAGAUACUAUUGUACCAGCUAUCAUCACAUUUGGUGAUUCUGCUGUGGAUGUAGGGAAUAAUGACUACCUUCCUACUAUUUAUAAGGCUAACUAUCCUCCUUAUGGGAGAGAUUUUGUUAACAAACAGGCUACUGGAAGGUUUUGUAAUGGCAAAUUAGCUACUGAUAUUACAGCUGAAACACUUGGUUUUAAGAAUUUUGCACCUGCAUAUCUCAGUCCACAGGCAUCAGGAAAUAACCUCCUUACUGGUGUAAACUUUGCUUCAGCUGCAUCUGGUUAUGACGAAAAGGCUGCUACCUUGAAUCAUGCACUUACAUUAUCCCAACAGUUAAGUUAUUUCAAGGAAUAUCAAGGCAAGUUGGCACAGGUUGCUGGCAGCAGAAAAGCUGCAUCAAUUAUCAAAGGUUCAUUGUACUUAUUGAGUGCUGGAAGCAGUGAUUUUGUGCAAAAUUAUUAUGUUAAUCCUUGGAUCAACAAAGCAAUCACUGUUGAUCAGUAUUCUUCUUACCUACUAGACUCAUUCAACACCUUCAUUAAGGGCUUGUAUGGAUUAGGGGCAAGGAAAAUUGGAGUGACUUCACUUCCACCAUUGGGGUGCCUACCAGCUGCAAGGACUUUAUUUGGUCACCAUGAGAACGGUUGUGUCUCAAGAAUCAACACUGACGCACAAGGAUUUAACAAGAAAAUUAACUCAGCUGCAUCAAAUCUUCAAAAGCAACUUCCUGGUCUUAAGGUUGUGAUUUUUGAUAUUUACAAGCCUCUCUAUGACCUUGUUCAGAGCCCUUCAAAUUUCGGUUUCGCUGAGGCGGGGAGAGGAUGCUGUGGUACAGGAACGAUCGAAUUAACAUCACUAUUGUGCAAUACAAAAUCACCAGGAACUUGUUCUAAUGCAACUCAGUAUGUGUUCUGGGACAGUGUUCAUCCUUCAGAAGCUGCUAAUCAAGUUUUGGCCGAUUCUUUACUCGUACAAGGCAUAUCUCUCAUCACAUAAGGAAGGACUCGUGACAUGAUUGUUCAUCUAAGCUAAAUAUUAUUGUGUACAACAAGUACAACUACACACUUCUAUUAAAGUCAUUCAAAAGUUUCCUGUUUUUCAGGAUUAUGCUACAAGAAUCUCUAUUCUAUGUAUCUUAUAUGUUGCGAAUUUCAGAUUAAGUUGUUUGUAAAACAUAUUAUAAUACACAAGUUUCUGCUUAUUAUUUAUAAA
Lathyrus oleraceus (garden pea) is the source of this 1338-nucleotide messenger RNA. Its product is annotated as GDSL esterase/lipase APG. Gene Ontology annotation, molecular function: hydrolase activity, acting on ester bonds. Lineage: Eukaryota; Viridiplantae; Streptophyta; Magnoliopsida; Fabales; Fabaceae. Gene Ontology annotation, cellular component: apoplast. The record is from RefSeq and is a predicted model, not a curated record. Bases 55 to 1122 code for a protein of 355 amino acids. The transcript is spliced from 5 exons.